Parasteatoda tepidariorum (common house spider) is the source of this 570-nucleotide messenger RNA. Its product is annotated as TD and POZ domain-containing protein 3. Gene Ontology annotation, molecular function: protein binding. NCBI's taxonomy places the organism in Eukaryota, Metazoa, Arthropoda, Arachnida, Araneae, Theridiidae. The record is from RefSeq and is a predicted model, not a curated record.
AUGAAUUUAACCGAACUUCAAAGUAAUCUCAAAUAUUCGUAUCAGAACAAUUUGUUCUCUGAUGUUUCAUUUAGUUUCGGUGACGAUAAUUUGUAUGGUCAUAAAACAGUACUCUCUGCCAGAUCACCCGUGUUUAAGAAGAUGUUCGAACAAAAUAUGAAAGAAAAAAAUUUAAGCAAUGUCACGAUUACUGAUAUUGAGAAAUCCGUUUUUGAUGUUUUUCUUAUUUUUCUCUACACAGGAGUAAUUGAGAACAGAGAAUUCGAUACUGUCGUGUCAUUGUAUUCGACUGCUGACAAGUAUGAAGUGACCACUCUUUUCAAAACUUGCAGUAACAUUCUCGCAUCUUAUAUCGCCAACAAAACUGUUUCAGUCAUUUUGAAGUUGGCAGAUAUGCACAAUGAUAAUGCUUUGAAAGAAAAAGCCAUCCAAUUUAUAUGUGAGAGUUUUACUCAAAUUGAAAGUACUUGUGAAUGGAAUAAUUUGUUAGAUACGGAUCCUCGUUUGGCUUCACAUACUUUAAAGAUGGUUUCAUCUCAUGUUGCUGCCAAAGAAAGAAGCAUAUCCUAG